This is a messenger RNA of Eimeria mitis, 318 nucleotides long. RefSeq lists its product as uncharacterized. The record is from RefSeq and is a predicted model, not a curated record. Bases 1 to 318 code for a protein of 105 amino acids. Lineage: Eukaryota; Apicomplexa; Conoidasida; Eucoccidiorida; Eimeriidae. Gene Ontology annotation, molecular function: ice binding. The transcript has a single exon.
AUGUCGAUACAGUUUAUUAUAAAACAACUGCUCAGCAACAAUACACGCUCCCCCAGGUGCAAACGGCCUGCAGCAGCAGCAGCAGCAGCAGCAGCAGCAGCAGCAGCAGCAGAAGCAGCAGCAGCAGCAGCAGAAGCAGCAGCAGCAGAAGCAGCAGAAGCAGCAGCAGAAGCAGCAGCAGCAGCAGCAGCAGAAGCAGCAGCAGCAGCAGCGGAAACAGCAGCAGCGGAAACAGCAGCAGCAGCAACAGGAGCAGCAGCAGCAGAAGCAGCAGCAGAAGCAGCAGCAGAAGUAAAUACAAAGAUAAGAAUGGUUUAG